AGAGUAAAAAUAGUUUCUUAACAAGCUUAUAAUGAUUUUCAAAUCUAAAGAAAAUAGUAUUGAGAUAAUCUCAAAAUUAGUCUCUAUAUCUUGUAUACUCUUAUGCUUGAUGUGCCCAUGCACAUGUCUGCCUCCAGAGCACAAUCAUCCUAAUGGCAUCAUACUGAUCCCUGAACUUGAGGGAAAGUCACACAUUUUGCCCCCUCCUGUUGAAGAUGUGCACAAUUCACUACUAAGUGGAGGACGAGAGGUUGACCCAUUUCCUCCAUCCAACCAUGCACCGCCUGCUACUUCUGAAAAAUCAACUCAAAAUAAGUUGAAACCUGAACAUGAAUCUGAACACUUGCAAGUCUUGAAUGAAAACAAUAUAUUGACAGGUGAAGUUGAAAAGCCAGCCUCCAUCUAUGAGAGCAUUGGAAAUAAAAGCUCUGUUGUUCCCCGCAAGGGUGUUGAUAACCCUAAGUCUAUUGUUGGUCGGAAAGGUGUUGGGGAUAUUGAAUCAACAACAAUAUUGGAAGCAGAAAUGGCAGAUGUGAUUUAUUCCACCAGCACCUCAGCCGAACCAGAACUAUCUUCAAAUACAUCCUAUGUGACGACAACUCCUCGUACUACAACACAAUUUGUUGACAGACAGCCAUACAAUGACAUUCAAAAACCUCCUUUAGAGCUCAGUACAACCACUGAGAAAAAACAGCUAUAUCCUGAAUUAAAACCUAUUGCUGUGAAAUCAUCAACAGCUUCAUAUAAGUCUACAAUCCUAGUUCCUGUUGUUAACAGUAGCCAGACGGUAGUAUCUUCAAAGCAUCUCAAACCUGAUGCUGCUGUUGACAACAUCACUAACAACUCCGUGAGCUCCUCGCUGGUGCUUGGCGUCAUGUUUGGUGUAGUCUUCAUUAUCAUCAUAGCCAUUCUGGGAUACAAGAAGCUCCAAGAUAUCUGGACCAAACGGCAUUAUGACAGGAUGGAUUAUCUGGUUGAUGGCAUGUAUGACUUGUAGCUGAAUUUAGAUAGAAAGUUUGACCAUUGGAGAUGUAUCAUGAAUUGUCCCAUGUGCAGUUACAGUACUUAACUUAAUUAUGAAUUUAGAUAAAAAGUUCGGCCAUUGGAGAUGUAUCAUGAAUUGUCCCAUGUGCAGUUAUUUAACUUAAUUAGAGAUAUUUUGAAUUUACCUACAAAAUAUACAUUUUGUAAGAAUGCGGUGGUAAAAAAAUAUUUUGGUAAUGAUUAACCACCAGCACCAUGCGUGCUUCCAUAUUUUCUAUAAACUAAUUGUUAAAUUUUAAAGUGCAGAAAUAUUUUUGUGCUUCAAAUCUUUUCUGUCUGUAAGUGGCUUGGUUGUGGUCUUGGAUGUUAUUUUAGUGAUAAGAACCUUGUAAAAUUAUCCAUACUCUUGAUAUUAUGGAAAGAAAAUGUGUUUACUUUCUAUUAGGUGUAGUUGUGUUUUAAAUCUCAACUUUGCUACAUCAUAAGUUCAAUUAUAUAAUCUUGCAAAGCAGCUUCCUUUGAAAUUGGUGUCAUAAAAGUCAAAUUGAGAAUCUCAUCGAGGUGCUUUUCUCGUUUAGUGAAAAUUUAAGAAAUGCUGUAUUUUUAAAAAUCUUUUAACAUUUUGAGGUUAACAAUUUAUGACUUUAUUUUUAAAAUGGCAGUAACAUUGCAGAUAAAUUUAUCCUUUCAGCUUGUUCCCAAACAUUUGUUAGUGAAAUGCAACAUAUUCUUCUAUCUGUGGAAAAUCCCAGUCUUUCAUCAGUCACAAACGAAUUUAAUGGAAUUUCAUUUCAAUAUUGCACUCUCAUUUUAUUUUAUGGAGGAAUUAUUCUUCAGUUUGAGAAUAUUACCUAGGAAGCUUCUAGCCGAAAAUGCUCGUCGAGGAAACCAAUAUAUUAUUUGAGUUACCGUACAUUAAACGCACUUAUUUCUUCACCAUUACGUGGCUUAAAGAUUACCAUGAAAUAACUUUUUAGCGCAUUUUCUCAUUUAUGGAAAAAAUGCACUAUUGUG
This is a messenger RNA of Hyalella azteca, 1998 nucleotides long. RefSeq lists its product as uncharacterized. The transcript is spliced from 3 exons. The coding region runs from base 32 to 997 and encodes 321 amino acids. NCBI's taxonomy places the organism in Eukaryota, Metazoa, Arthropoda, Malacostraca, Amphipoda, Hyalellidae. The record is from RefSeq and is a predicted model, not a curated record.